This is a messenger RNA of Cynoglossus semilaevis (tongue sole), 5240 nucleotides long. RefSeq names its product relaxin family peptide receptor 1 (gene rxfp1). Gene Ontology annotation, cellular component: plasma membrane. Gene Ontology annotation, biological process: adenylate cyclase-activating G protein-coupled receptor signaling pathway; activation of adenylate cyclase activity; hormone-mediated signaling pathway. The coding region runs from base 749 to 3112 and encodes 787 amino acids. NCBI's taxonomy places the organism in Eukaryota, Metazoa, Chordata, Actinopteri, Pleuronectiformes, Cynoglossidae. The transcript has 18 exons. The record is from RefSeq and is a predicted model, not a curated record. Gene Ontology annotation, molecular function: protein binding; G protein-coupled peptide receptor activity.
CUUCAAGAAACCAGGACAGUCCAUUUGUCCUAAGCUUAAUUGCAAAAGAAAAAAUGGCACCUGGAACUUUGUCAGGUUAUACUGGGAUACGUACAUCUGAAGCACACACAGGUGAGUCAGAGUAACACACGGACAUUGUUAGAGAGGAUGGGAUAUAAAAGACAGCUGCACCAAAAAUGUGGACAGGUCACGUGUUACCUUGCCUCUCAGUACAAAGACCUCGUACCUGCUGCUGUGGCUGCAGUUAUGAGCAGCUGCCCUCUCACUCCUGUCCGAGGAUUUAAUUUAAACAACAAACAAGUGAAUUGUGGCAGGGAAUAAAACAUAAAAUAAAAACGGACCAAUAGCAGACAGGGAGUCUUGUCCAAACUCCUCCCUCCCUCCCUCUCUCUCUGCCUCCCUCACUCUCAUCCAUGUGUGCCCUCUGCACCUGUGCAGCUGCGGCUGCUCCAGUCUCUGCUGCCGUCCGUGCGUCACGACGGAAACUGGCUGUGUUUAAACCCAUCCUUCAGUCGAAGUGGCUGCAGAUCGUGUCGACCUGACGGAGCAGCUCCACGCACUCUCUCCUCCUGCGGCUGUACGACACACACGGUCUACGCUCUGUUUUCACCAACGACAACAACGAGACGUCAACAAACUUUUGGUUUUACGCACAGGUUAACGUCGCCCAUCCUCACUCUCAGUCUGAGUGUUUUUGUUUUUUUGUUUGUUUGUUUGUGCCAAAACUAAGAAGUGUUUUGACGGUACAAUGAGACUUUUUGUGGCUGUGAUCAUCGCCUGUGGAGUGUCUGCGCUCAAUAUAACAGAGGAGAAGACAACGUGUCCCCUGGGAUAUUUCCCCUGUGGCAACAUGACCCUGUGUCUCCCUCAGCUGCUGCACUGCAACGGCAUUGAUGACUGUGGUAACCAAGCAGAUGAGGAGAACUGUGGGGACAAUAAUGGAUGGCCGCUCCUCUUCGACAAAUAUUUUGGAAUGCCUAGCUACAAUGCCGGGACGAGGUCUAACAUCUGCUUGCUGGGUACUGUUCCAGAACUCUGCAAGUGCAGAGACCUGGAGCUGGACUGUGACAGUGCACAGCUGCAAGAUAUCCCAGCCGUGGCAACAAACGUCACUAUGAUGUCCCUACAAAGGAACCGAAUUCAGAGACUGAGAGAAAACAAGUUCUUCAAAUACCAGAGUCUACAAAAACUAUAUCUUCAGCACAAUAGAAUCCGUGAUGUGAGUCCUGACGCAUUGAGGGGCCUCUACAACCUCACAAGACUUUAUCUGAGCCACAACAAAAUAUCGAUCCUGAAGCCGGGUGUGUUCCGGGACCUGCACAAACUGGAGUGGCUGAUUCUAGAAAACAACAGUAUCAACCAUAUAUCCACCAUGACCUUUUCAGGCCUGAAUUCCUUGGUUUUGCUGGUUCUGCUGAACAACUCCUUGACAAAACUUGAUGACAUUUGUCGAGAAAUGCCAAGAUUGAACUGGCUGGAUUUGGAGGGAAAUCUCAUUGAAACCAUUGGCAACGCAUCAUUCGGCUCAUGCAAUAUGCUGACAGUUCUGGUUUUACAGAGGAACAGGAUCGACCACAUACACGAACAGGCUUUCUCAGUUCUCCAAAAGCUGGGAGAAUUGGAUCUGUCCAACAACAGGCUGCUGGUGAUUCCUUCCAAUCUCUUCGUCUUACUGGGGGAUUUACUUCAACUGAAUAUAUCAUACAAUCCUAUAUUGGAGCUACAAGUUGACCACUUUGACAACUUACAUAAACUGAAGUCCUUGAGCAUAGAGGGGAUAGAAAUUGGAAACAUACAACGACGGAUGUUCGAGCCACUGAAACACUUAACUCAUAUCUACUUCAAGAAGUUUCAGUACUGCGGCUACGCUCCUCACGUGCGCAGCUGCAAACCGAACACCGAUGGCAUUUCGUCUUUCGAGGACCUGCUGGCCAACAUCGUGCUGAGGGUCUUUGUGUGGGUGGUGUCGGCCACCACCUGCUUUGGCAACAUCUUUGUCAUCUGCAUGCGCUCCUACAUCCGCUCGGAGAACAAACUGCAUGCAAUGUGCAUCAUCUCCCUCUGCUGUGCAGAUGGACUAAUGGGCAUUUAUCUGUUCAUGAUUGGAGCAUAUGACCUGAAGUAUCGAGGGGAGUACAAUCGACACGCUCAGGCCUGGAUGGACAGCAGUCAGUGUCAGGUCAUCGGCUCUUUGGCCAUGCUGUCCACUGAGGUGUCCGUUCUCCUCCUCACCUAUCUCACGCUAGAGAAAUACAUCUGCAUCGUUUACCCUUUCCAGUACUUGACGCCUGGCCGGCGGCGGACCGUCACCAUCCUUGUGGGGAUUUGGAUGUUUGGCUUUGUCGUGGCCUUCCUGCCUCUGGUCUGCAAAGGGCUGUUUCGCAACUUCUACGGCACAAAUGGUGUUUGUUUCCCCCUGCAUUCGGAGCAGCCUGAGACUCUGUGGGCUCACGUUUACUCCAUUGUUAUUUUCCUAGGUCUGAACCUGGUGGCAUUCCUCAUCAUUGUUCUAUCCUACGCGAGCAUGUUCUAUAACAUCCAGAGAACAGGAACACAAACCCCAAAGUACAGCAACCACAUCAAGAAGGAGGUGACCAUCGCCAAAAGGUUCUUCUCUAUUGUUGUCACUGACUCUCUCUGCUGGAUCCCCAUCUUCAUCCUCAAGAUCCUGUCACUGCUGCAAGUCGAAAUUCCCGGUACCAUCAGCUCUUGGGUGGUCAUAUUUAUCCUCCCGAUCAACAGCGCCCUUAACCCCAUCCUCUAUACACUGACGACACGGCCAUUCAAGGAGACCAUUCUUCAGGUGUGGGCCAACUACAGACAAAGGAGGCCACUACUCAGUGGCCAACAAACUCACCAUCCAUCGCUCACGUGGCAGGAAAUGUGGCCGCUGCAGGAGAACAGCCAUGAUCUCACUGCAGGGCAAUCAAUUAAAAUAACCAACACGCUACCAAAGCUCACCCCGGUGGAAAUCGCCAACGAUGGAUACAAUGACGUUACACCAUGCACGCAGCAGCCACAACAGAAGCAGUGCACGGUCCUGACAGUAGGUUCAGACAAAAAGAAUGUGCUACACACAGUUUCUCUCGCACAAACAGAUGAACUCAUAUAGGUGUCAAACAUUGUAAUGAAUGUGAUUCUGCUUCAUUGUUUGGAAAUGGAAUUCAUGGGGCAUUGUGAGAAAUUACUGCUGUGUCUUGACCAGAAAUCAACUACUGUAUAACAGUAGAACACAGAGACAGGCCUUCAACAUCCACUAAUAACUAAGGUCCCCCAGUCUAUACUGUUAAAGAUAUGACCAAUGACCAAUAAUGAGACUGAAUGGAAUUAAGCUAGUCAUCACUUGAUUCAGUCAAAUAUCGAUCCCAUGUUGAGGAGAAUAGAACAUGAAGGUCACCAGGUUCUGCCUGAUCAUUAUGAUCAUCUAUACUAUCUAUCCAAAUUCUACUUUUUUCCUCAUUUGGCAGUAACAUUUGUGCAUAAAUGCAGACUUUCAUUAUAGCAGCAGCUGGAGCUUUGACUGGACCAUAAGACAAAGAAUAUUAAGGAUAGAGUUGCCAGGAAGGAGGAGAAGGUUGAUCUGCUUUGGGGACCCGUGAAGGGAAAAAGAUGGUAUAUUCUUGGAGAAGCCCUGAUCAGAGUGACCUGGUACCACUCUGAGGAGGGGAGUCAACAGGACAAACAACUGGAGCAACAAUUGUCAUUCAUCUGUUUACAUGCUUUUGGUGAAAAAUCAAACUUUAGUUAGAAUAUAGCGAGAUUACUCUUCUUACUGCUCUUUUUCCAACAUGUGCGAGGGAAUCCAACCAGCUUAAUUUCCUACUUCACCAUUUAUUCUCUUCAGGUGUGUACAUCCUGCCCGGCAGCUGUAUUUCUGAAAACCCCUUGUCCAACAUGUCCACUCUCUCAUCAGCAGGUGUCAAAACCAUCUAAAUUUUUACCCCCAAACUAACCAGAGCUGAAAGCCUCCACCCAUUUGUUCUCCUGCCAUCACUGAACUUAUUUUCUACUUUUACUACCUCUACUCUUGGCAUCUGUAGCUCUCUACUUUUCUAACUGUUAUUGGUACCAUUAUCUGGUGAUGAUAUUCGGCCCUGUCAGUUCAGUGCACAGGAAUCACUCACAUUUUUAACAGGUUUUUGUACUUUACCCACCUUGAGUAUCUUCAUUGUCCUUAUUAGUGUUUGAUGUGGUUUGAGUGACCAUGUGUUAUGAAAACUUAAAAUUGUAAAUUAAAAAACAUAGUUGAUUGUGAGUGUGAAUGGUUGUUUGUCUCUAUAUGUCACCCUGUGAUGGACUGACGAACUGUUCAGGGUAUACCCCACCCUCGGCCUUUGAUAGCUGGGAUUGUCUUCAGCUCCUCUGUAACCCAGCAAAGGAUUAGGUAAAUAAUGAAUAAAUGAAUUCAAUCCUAUUCAAUUUUAAAUGAGGUUUUCUAAAGCCACCCAAGGCUGAUAUUAUCAUUUGCUUGUAUAUAUUGAAGGUCAUGUGAAAAAAAAUCAUGCUUGCUCAUGUUGAUGUUGCUCAUGUUAUUCAGAGAAAUUUUUUUUUUUUUUGUUGGGGGGGGGUGGGGGGGGGGUUCUUUUCAUUAAAUUUGAAGUCUGUCAGAAGAGUUUAUGAAAAUUGUUUUAAACCUAUUUGGUAUCUACAAACGGUUACUUGGGAAGCCAAAAGAAAGGUUAUGAGGAAUGUAUUUAAUGUUAGCAGAAAACUAUCAAUUAAAAAAAAUAUUUUUUUAAUAAAUCAUGUACGAUUAUUUCCCCAGCUGGUCUGAGGGUCUGAACAAAUAUACUCAAGGUUACUUUACCAACAGCUGCACCUCAUUUUUUACACUCAAAUCUGUGCAGUAGAGACAUAUGUACAAAGGUCAGGAAUUAUUCUGUGCUUAGUUAAUUCAUUAAAUGACUGAUUCCUGUGGAAGCUGUUUUCGUGAAACAUUUUGUUGUUCAAAUGCAUUGCAAAAUAACAUGUUUUGCAUUGAAUUGUGAGUACAUUGUUCUGUAUGUGACAGUUUUGUGUUUAUAUCACACAAAAAGACAUUUACUAUUAAAAAACGAAAUGAUAUUUUUACACGUUCAUUUUAUUUGGUGUAUUGAUCUGUAUUGUAAAAUAAAAACACAAUCUGUGGGUUAAUUUGCUCUUGUAUUCAUUUAUUUCCUCAACAAGAGAGCCUACUUAGAAACAUUCGAUUUUAAAAAACCAAAACGUAAACUUCAUCAUGUUCAUGACAGAACAUAACC